CCAAUCAGAGGCAGAGUAGGGCGUGUAGUUAGCCAUGCUAGGCUAACUAGGAACAACAAAUCCUCCUUCAGUGGUGAUGAGCUGAUGGUUUUAUAUGCUCUCCAGGAGGAGUGGAGAUGCUGACCUGCUGCUGACAGCCUUCACACAUAACAUUACACAGUUGAACCAGAGGAGGAAGGGAUGCUGCCUUUAGUUGGAGCUGAGCUGACCCCAGUGCAGCUCUAUCGACAUCUCCUGAGAUGCUGCAGGCUGCUACCGUCAGCAGCCAUGCAGAAGCAUUACCGACAUGCCAUAAGACAGGGUUACGUCAGUCACUCAGAUGAAGACGACCAAGAGAGAAUACAAAUGAUCAUCCAAAGAGCGAUCGCAGACGCGGGCUGGAUUCUUGAUAAAUAUACCAAGAAGAAGUGAAGUUCAUAAACCAUGAAUAUGUCUUAGGGGUGUGCCGCUCCGGACAUGCGUCGUAGUGGUGGACGUGCUGUUUUUAUGUCUCAGUCCUGAGUGCUCGUUGUGUUAUUAGUGGCCAUUACUGUGAGAUGUGAACAGCCACGAUGAAGCAACAAGACGUCACAACUCAUGGACUGUUGGGACUAUACUAUAGGAAAUGACAGCUCAAUUCACUGUACUAUCAAAGUGUAAAUACUGUUCUUAGAUUGAAAUGAGUUGACUAUAUAAUGUAUUUCUUUUUCAAUAAAUUCAUUCUCAAUAAUGA
Molecule: messenger RNA, 712 nt
Organism: Sebastes umbrosus (honeycomb rockfish)
Lineage: Eukaryota; Metazoa; Chordata; Actinopteri; Perciformes; Sebastidae
Gene: lyrm9
Product: LYR motif containing 9
Exons: 4
Coding region: 181-411 (76 amino acids)
Source: RefSeq, a predicted model, not a curated record